GUGUAAACAGGCGGCGGAGAGCGCGGUUCAGCUGAUUCCACACAGAACUCCACACUGCACUGAAAAGCUCGUCAAGAUACCUCCAGAGCAGCACUGUUACCUUUUCUGUGAGAUAAACAGCCUGUUUGACGCCACGGGUGUUGGAAAGAAAGUCUCAUUUUUACUUGUUUUAUUUUCUUCUUUUCAGUCUGAGCGCUUUGUUACUUCUCGUGUUUCUUGACUCGCCUAAUGGUUCACUCUGUAUGCAUUUCCGAUACGUUAUCUCUCUAAACUGAGACAUUCUGAGGAAAUUUGCCCUUUCUGUCAGGAUGAUUCGGCGCGGUUUAAUAACCUAGCUAGCUAGCUCUGGCUAACUGACUGACUGACUGAGGUUCUGAUUCACCUCCAGCGGUUGCCACAACAACCGGGAAUUCGAACACGAGCGCGCGGCUUAUUUAUUCGUACUGUAAGUAUUAUUAAGUAUUUCCUGCAUUUCGUGACAAAUGGCUGAAAGCGGUGGAAUAAAGCCUGGAGAAAGCCCCAACGCCGGGAGGAUGGGGAAGCAGGCAGCUGCUGAAAGCCCUGGAGCGAGCCCAGGCAGCGGGAGGAAGAAGAACGGCGGAGAGAGCCCCGGCUCUGGGAGGAUGAAGCCGCAUCAGUCGCCCUCUACCCGGUCUGCGAGGUAUCACGCAGGCGCCGCCGGUCACUCUUUCCGCAGGGUGACCCUGACCAAGCCGACUUUCUGCCAUCACUGCAGCGAUUUCAUCUGGGGGCUCGUGGGCUACCUCUGCGAAGUGUGUAACUUCAUGUCCCAUGAGAAGUGUUUGAAGCACGUGCGGACGGUCUGCUCCUGCAUGACGCCCACGCUGGUGCGGGUUCCUGUAGCUCACUGCUUUGGUCCAGCGGGUCAGAAGAAACGCUUCUGCUGCAUCUGCCGUAAAAACCUGGAGGGAACGCCGGCCCUGCGCUGUGAAGUGUGUGAGCUGCACGUUCACAGCGACUGCGCCCCAUUCGUCUGCAGUGACUGUCGUCUCUGUCACCAGGAUGGAGGCCAGGACUACGACAUGUUCCAUCACCACUGGCGGGAGGGCAACAUGGCGUCCGGAGCGCGCUGCGAGGUGUGUCGGCGUGUCUGUGGCUCCUCCGACGUCCUCGCUGGUUUGCGGUGCGAGUGGUGCGGAGUCACGGCGCACGCCUCGUGUAAUAUAGUGAUCUCUCAGGAGUGCGGCCUAGGUCGGCUUCGCAACAUGAUCCUGCAUCCCAGCUGUGUACUCGUCUGUUCGCGCAACUUCAGCAAGAUGCACUGCUACCGCAUCUCGGAGCCCCCGCAGCAGUGCGAACUGGAUAAUCAAGAUGACUCCGAUGUUCAAAACCCAGUCGCCCCGAAGGAUAGUCAGUCCUCAGGCUCAUCGGAAACCGGGAAGCAGACUUUAAGAGUGUUCGACGGGGAUGACGGAGUGAAGCGUAAUCAUUUCCGGCUGGUGUCUAUUCCUAGAAUCAUCAAAAACGAGGAAGUAGUGGAAGCAGCUCUCAGGGCGUUCUACAUCCCGGACGACGCUCGGGAUUACGAGCUCCAGAAUUGCACCCACCCAGACCUGCUAACCGAUGACAUCAUCAACCGCAACGGCGUGCCGGACAACAAGGCCGUCUUCAAGGACUGCCCUGCUGAGGUGUGUCUUCUCCGAGCCAAGCCCAAAGACACAGAUGUGCUAAAGAUCUACGCUGGCUGGCUCAAGGUCGGUGUUGCCUACAUAAGUAUCACUGUUGGGAAAAGCAGAACAGUCGACUCUAUCAUUAAGGAAGUGCUCGUCCAGCUUGGCCAACAGAAUGAAAACCCAGACAAUUUUAACCUUUUGGAGGUUUUCAUGGGCGGCAAACAUGUGCAGAAACAGGUUCUUGGUGGACGGGAGCUGUUGAUGGACAAGCUGCAGGAGAUCAGAAAGACAUCUCUGAGGCAGAUGAACCAGACGCGCUUUUACAUCGUAGAGAAAAGGAACCGGGUGGCCCAGGUGGACCUGCUGAUCGGAGGACUUCCUGUGCAGCUCAGCACAGAGGAGUACACGGAGCUGCUCCAGGAACACCUCGCUAUCAAGAGUCACUUGGUCACUGUCGCUCACGUUUACCAAGCACAGGGAGCCUUGGCUUUGCAGAUCACUUGUUUUUCUGAAGCUGAACGAAUCUACAUGCUGGCCAGAGACACCAGUAUUAAUGGCAAGCAGCUCACUUGUCUCGUCAUACCUAAGAUCAUGAAAAGCAAGCUAGCCAGAGAUUCUUGCCCUUUGCUGGUGUUUGUUAACCCUAAGAGCGGAGGCCUGAAAGGCAGAGAGAUCCUUUACGGCUUACGGAAACUUCUCAACCCUCAUCAGGUGUUCGAACUGACCAGCGGAGGGCCAUUAGCUGGACUGCACACGUUCCGUGAGGUUCCCCACUUCCGCAUGCUGGUGUGUGGAGGAGACGGGACAGUGGGGUGGGUCCUGGGUGUUCUGGAGACCAUCAGACACAAACUAGCCUGUCCCGAGCCUGCCAUUAGCAUCGUCCCUCUGGGAACAGGCAACGAUCUGGCACGUGUUUUGCGCUGGGGGGCUGGUUACAGCGGUGAGGACCCCCAUAGCGUCCUGGUCUCAGUGGACGAAGCAGAAGAGGUGGAGAUGGACCGCUGGACCAUCCUGUUUGACGCUCAGGAAAUGGCCGAGGACGGAAAACAGAACGGCUUCCUGGAGCCUCCGAAGAUAGUCCAGAUGAAUAAUUACUUCGGCUUAGGGAUCGAUGCAGAACUCAGCUUGGAUUUCCAUCAUGCUCGGGAGGAAGAGCCAGGAAAAUUCAACAGCAGAUUUCAUAAUAAGGGCGUGUACGUGAAAGUCGGCCUGCAGAAACUGAGUCACACACGAAACCUUCACAGGGACCUGAAACUGCAGGUGGACAAGCAGGACAUCGAACUGCCAAGUAUAGAGGGGCUGAUCUUCCUCAACAUUCCCAGCUGGGGCUCUGGUGCUGAUCUCUGGGGUUCGGACAGCGACGCACGCUUUGACAAGCCCAGGAUAGAUGACGGCAUGCUGGAGGUAGUGGGAGUGACUGGGGUGGUACACAUGGGUCAGGUCCAAAGCGGGCUGCGCUCAGGGAUCCGGCUCGCUCAGGGCAGCUACAUCCGCAUCACCGUGACAAAACCCAUCCCGGUGCAGGUGGACGGCGAGCCGUGGAUCCAAGUCCCCGGACAGAUCAUCAUCUCCGCAGCGGGACCCAAGGUGCACAUGCUGAGGAAAUCAAAGGUCAAGCAGAAGAAGCAAUCCGGCAGUCUGAAGGAGGGAAGGUCCGAGAGCCCGGCGCUGGGAGAGGGGGCAAACUGACAGAAAAGCCCAAACACACACACACACACACACACACACACACACACACACACACACACACAGAGACACAGACUCUCUCUCUCUUUCAGAAAUCUGCACAGUGCCUCCAUUCAGUACCAAGUCUGCGUCCACCACUAUGUUGGUGGAGUAACAAUCAAAUUCACUGGAUCAGAGAAGAGAUAUAUAACUAAACAUAUAUAACAAACUAUAUAUAUAUAUAUAUAUAUAUAUAUAUAUAUAUAAAA
Molecule: messenger RNA, 3568 nt
Organism: Clarias gariepinus (North African catfish)
Lineage: Eukaryota; Metazoa; Chordata; Actinopteri; Siluriformes; Clariidae
Product: diacylglycerol kinase theta
Exons: 23
Coding region: 483-3323 (946 amino acids)
Biological process (GO): intracellular signal transduction; lipid phosphorylation; diacylglycerol metabolic process
Molecular function (GO): ATP-dependent diacylglycerol kinase activity
Source: RefSeq, a predicted model, not a curated record